Messenger RNA from Balearica regulorum gibbericeps (East African grey crowned-crane), 2608 nucleotides. Lineage: Eukaryota; Metazoa; Chordata; Aves; Gruiformes; Gruidae. The record is from RefSeq and is a predicted model, not a curated record.
GGGCCACCGAUCCCCCGGGAGUGUCUAGGGGGACUGAUAACUCGUGGGGGGCUGGGGGUGCUACCCCUGGCCCUGCCUGCUCUCACGCUCUCCCGGUGGGUUGUCUCUGCUCCUUUCCCCAGGGCACCUUCUCGCUCAUCAUUGAGGCUCUGCAUACGGACUCGCCUGACGACCUCACCACAGAAAACCCUGAGCGCCUCAUCAGCCGCCUGGCCACCCAGAGGCACUUGGCAGUGGGUGAAGAGUGGUCCCAGGACCUGCACAGCAGUGGCCGCACUGACCUCAAGUACUCCUAUCGCUUUGUGUGUGACGAGCACUACUAUGGAGAAGGCUGCUCUGUCUUCUGCCGCCCCCGGGACGAUGCCUUUGGUCACUUCACUUGCGGAGAGCGGGGCGAGAAAGUCUGCAACCCGGGCUGGAAAGGCCAGUACUGCACUGAGCCAAUUUGUUUGCCUGGAUGCGAUGAGCAACAUGGCUUUUGCGACAAACCUGGGGAAUGCAAAUGCAGAGUGGGUUGGCAGGGGCGAUAUUGUGAUGAGUGCAUCCGAUACCCAGGCUGCCUUCAUGGUACCUGUCAGCAGCCGUGGCAGUGCAACUGCCAGGAAGGCUGGGGUGGCCUUUUCUGCAACCAGGACCUGAACUAUUGCACCCACCACAAGCCCUGCAAGAACGGUGCCACAUGCACCAACACUGGCCAGGGGAGCUACACUUGUUCUUGCCGACCUGGGUACACAGGCUCCAACUGUGAGAUUGAAAUCAAUGAAUGUGACGCCAACCCUUGCAAGAAUGGUGGAAGCUGCACUGAUCUCGAGAACAGCUAUUCUUGUACCUGCCCCCCAGGCUUCUAUGGUAAAAACUGUGAGCUGAGCGCGAUGACUUGUGCUGACGGACCGUGCUUCAAUGGUGGGCGAUGCACCGACAACCCUGAUGGGGGAUACAGCUGCCGCUGCCCACUGGGUUAUUCUGGGUUCAACUGUGAAAAGAAAAUCGAUUACUGCAGCUCCAGCCCUUGUGCUAAUGGAGCCCAGUGUGUCGAUCUGGGGAACUCCUACAUAUGCCAGUGCCAGGCUGGCUUCACUGGGAGACACUGUGAUGAUAACGUGGAUGACUGUGCCUCCUUUCCCUGCGUCAACGGAGGGACCUGCCAGGAUGGCGUCAAUGACUACUCCUGCACCUGCCCCCCGGGAUACAACGGGAAGAACUGCAGCACCCCAGUGAGCAGAUGCGAACACAACCCCUGCCACAACGGGGCCACCUGCCACGAAAGAAACAACCGCUACGUCUGUGAGUGCGCCCGGGGGUAUGGCGGGCUCAACUGCCAAUUUUUGCUCCCCGAGCCACCUCAGGGACCAGUCAUCGUCGACUUCACCGAGAAGUACACAGAAGGCCAGAACGCCCAGUUCCCCUGGAUCGCCGUCUGCGCCGGGAUUAUUCUGGUCCUCAUGCUGCUGCUGGGGUGCGCUGCUGUGGUUGUCUGUGUCAGGCUCAGAGUGCAGAAGAGGCACCACCAGCCUGAUGCCUGCAGAAGCGAGACUGAGACCAUGAACAACCUGGCAAACUGCCAGCGUGAGAAGGACAUUUCCAUAAGUGUCAUUGGUGCCACUCAGAUUAAAAACACGAAUAAGAAAAUAGACUUUCACAGCGAUAACUCCGAUAAAAAUGGCUACAAAGUCAGAUACCCAUCAGUGGAUUACAAUUUGGUGCAUGAACUCAAGAACGAGGACUCUGUUAAAGAGGAGCACAGCAAAUGUGAAGCCAAGUGUGAAACGUAUGAUUCAGAGGCAGAGGAGAAAAGUGCAGUACAACUAAAGAGUGAUACUUCUGAAAGAAAACGACCAGAUUCAGUAUAUUCCACUUCAAAGGACACAAAGUACCAGUCGGUGUAUGUCAUAUCAGAAGAGAAAGACGAGUGCAUCAUAGCAACUGAGGUGUAAACCAGAGGUGAUAUGGCAAGGUGGUUGUUCAGAACAAUUUCAGAGGAGACGUGCCCCAAUGAAUGCUGCUGAAAGAGGAAUGGGAGAUAGAUUCCUUCACUGACUGCUGCUGAGAAACUAAAUUCAGGCUUGAGCUGGUUCUCUACUGAAGUUAGCAAAGUGACUGCAAAAUAAAGAAACAAGAUGGACACCAGGCAAGGGUCUGUGUUCAAGGAUUACUGUUGCACUGCCUUUUACGAAUUUUAUCAUUGCACUAUGGUCAGUUGCUUUUCUAUAUAUAUUUAAAUGAAUGGACUUAAGUACUACAUAAGAAGCAUGCACUGCCUGAAGUGUAUAUUUUGGAUUCUUAUGAGCCAGUCUUUUCUUGAAUUAGAGACACAGACACUGCCUUUAUUGUCUUUUUUGAUACUAAAAUGUGUUUUUACUAGGUGAGAAAAAGUGUGUUAUUUUUUUGAAUCUGUAAAAAUAUUUUCAUGAUAAUUGUAAAGCUUGAGUAUUUUGUGAUGUUCAUUUUUUUAUAAUUUAAAUUUUUUGGUAAAUAUGUACAAAGGCACUUCGGGUCUAUGUGACUAUAUUUUUUUGUAUAUAAAUGUAUUUAUGGAAUAUUGUGCAAAUGUUAUUUGAGGUUUUUUUUACCGUUUUGUUAAUGAAGAAAUUCAUUUUUAAAAUAUUUU